CGGAGAGAGCUCCCGCCCGCCCGGCUCCGCUCCAGCUCCAGCUCCGGCUCCGGCCCGGGCUCGACCCGCUCAGUUCCCGCUCGGCCCCGGCGCGCACCUGCCGGCUGCGGCCUGGGAGCCAUGCGGAGACCCUCCAGGAGGCCCGCGGCCCGGUGCAACGUGUAGCUGAGAUCGCCAAGGGCUGCGCAGCGGGGCCAGCGGCACCAUGGAGACCCCAUAUUCGAUGUCUGCGCACUACGACGAGUUCCAGGAGGUCAAAUACGUGAGCCGCUGCGGCACCGGAGGGGCACGCGGGGCCUCGCUGCCCCCUGGCUUCCCGCUGGCCGCGGGGCGCAGCAGCACAGGGGCCCGGGCGGGGCUGCCUCGCUGGAACCGGCGCGAGGUGUGCCUGCUGUCGGGGCUGGUGUUCGCCGCCGGCCUCUGCGCCAUCCUGGCCGCCAUGCUGGCGCUCAAGUACCUGGGCCCCGGCGCCGCAGGCGGCGGCGGGGGCGCCUGCUCCGAGGGCUGCCCCGAGCGCAAGGCCUUCGCGCGCGCCGCGCGCUUCCUGGCAGCCAACCUGGACGCCAGCAUAGAUCCGUGCCAGGACUUCUACUCCUUCGCAUGCGGGGGCUGGCUGCGGCGCCAUGCCAUCCCCGACGACAAGCUCACCUAUGGCACCAUCGCGGCCAUCGGCGAGCAGAACGAGGAGCGCCUAAGGCGUCUGCUUGCGCGGCCCGGGGGUGGGCCGGGGGGGGCCGCCCAGCGCAAGGUGCGGGCCUUCUUCCGCUCGUGCCUCGACAUGCGCGAGAUCGAGCGGCUUGGUCCGCGGCCCAUGCUCGAAGUCAUCGAGGACUGCGGGGGCUGGGACCUGGGCGGCGCCGCUGAGCGCCCCGGGGCCGCAGCGCUCUGGGACCUCAACCGGCUGCUGUACAAGGCCCAGGGCGUGUACAGCGCGGCCGCGCUCUUCUCGCUCACCGUCAGCCUGGACGACAGGAACUCCUCGCGCUACGUCAUCCGCAUUGACCAGGAUGGGCUCACUCUGCCCGAGAGGACCCUGUACUUAGCUCAGGAUGAGGAGAGUGAGAAGAUCCUGGCAGCAUACCGGGUGUUCAUGGAGCGCCUGCUCAGCCUGUUGGGGGCUGAGGCUGUGGAGCAGAAGGCAGCAGAGAUCCUGCAGCUGGAGCAGCGGCUGGCCAACAUCACAGUGUCGGAGUACGAUGAGCUCCGGCGAGAUGUCAGUUCCACGUACAACAAGGUGACGCUGGGAGAGCUGCAGAAGAUCACCCCCCAUCUGCAGUGGAAGUGGCUGCUGGACCAGAUCUUCCAGGAGGACUUCUCGGAGGAUGAGGAGGUGGUGCUGUUGGCCACAGACUACAUGCAGCAGGUGUCCCAGCUCAUUCACUCCACACCCCGCAGGAUCCUGCACAACUACCUGGUGUGGCGUGUAGUCGUGGUCCUGAGUGAGCACCUGUCACCGCCAUUCCGUGAGGCACUGCAUGAGCUGGCCCGCGAGAUGGAGGGCAGUGACAAGCCACAGGAGCUGGCCCGUGUCUGCCUGGGCCAGGCCAACCGCCACUUUGGCAUGGCACUCGGAGCCCUCUUUGUACACGAGCACUUCUCAGCUGCCAGCAAGGCCAAGGUGCAGCAGCUUGUGGAAGACGUCAAGUACAUCUUGGGACGGCGCCUGGAGGAGCUGGACUGGAUGGAUGCCGAGACCAAGGCAGCUGCUCGGGCCAAGCUCCAGUACAUGAUGGUGAUGGUGGGCUACCCGGACUUCCUGCUCAAACCAGAGGCUGUGGACAAGGAGUACGAGUUUGAGGUCCACGAGAAGACCUACUUCAAGAACAUCUUGAACAGCAUCAGGUUCAGCAUCCAGCUCUCAGUCAAGAAGAUCCGGCAGGAGGUGGACAAGUCCACAUGGCUGCUCCCGCCGCAGGCCCUGAAUGCCUAUUACCUACCUAACAAGAACCAGAUGGUGUUCCCCGCAGGCAUUCUGCAGCCCACGCUCUAUGAUCCUGACUUUCCACAGUCUCUGAACUACGGGGGCAUUGGCACCAUCAUCGGACAUGAGCUGACCCAUGGCUACGACGACUGGGGGGGCCAGUAUGACCGCUCGGGCAACCUGCUGCACUGGUGGACAGAGGCCUCCUACAGCCGCUUCUUGCGCAAGGCGGAGUGCAUCGUCCACCUGUACGACAAUUUCACAGUCUACAACCAGCGGGUGAACGGGAAGCACACCCUUGGUGAGAACAUCGCAGACAUGGGUGGCCUCAAGCUGGCCUAUUAUGCCUAUCAGAAGUGGGUACGGGAGCACGGCCCGGAGCACCCACUGCACCGGCUCAAGUACACACACAACCAGCUCUUCUUCAUUGCCUUUGCCCAGGUGCUGACGGACAAGCAUGCCCCUGAGCACUACAGGGUACUGGGUAGCGUGUCCCAGUUCGAGGAGUUCGGCCGGGCCUUCCACUGCCCCAAGGACUCACCCAUGAACCCAGCCCACAAGUGUUCAGUGUGGUGAGCCUGGCUGUCCGCCCGUCCUCACCACCUGCCCUGCACAAGUCGCCUCCCUGCCAGCUGCCGGGGCAGGCAUGGACCCGGUGCCGGCCUGCUGUGGGUGCCACCCGCCUUCUCAGCCCCUCUGGGACCUGGCCUUCUUGCUGUCCUUUGCUUCAGGAGGGGCCUGGAGCAGGCAUGACAUUGGGCUCCAGGAGGGCGUCGGGCAGAGAUGCUGGGGUCCCCAGCUUGGCUCUAAGGAGCCAGCCCAUCCCCCAACACCGGCCAGGCCGGAUCAUACAUGCCCCACCUUCACUGUGUUCUCGCUGCCAAGUCUGGUCAAUAAAGUGCUGUACCAUCGCCUCGGUUC
Lontra canadensis (Northern American river otter) is the source of this 2842-nucleotide messenger RNA. It is a transcript of the gene ECEL1, whose product is annotated as endothelin converting enzyme like 1. The coding region runs from base 206 to 2497 and encodes 763 amino acids. The transcript has 18 exons. Gene Ontology annotation, molecular function: metalloendopeptidase activity. Gene Ontology annotation, biological process: protein processing. Gene Ontology annotation, cellular component: plasma membrane. Lineage: Eukaryota; Metazoa; Chordata; Mammalia; Carnivora; Mustelidae. The record is from RefSeq and is a predicted model, not a curated record.